CCGGAAGUGAACGAUUCAGCCCACAUAGCAGAGGAUGUUUCCGCGGAGCUCCGUCUGAGGGCGAGUAAUCAUGAAUAUAAGUGACCUGAGAGGGAUAAUCACGGAGCGGCUGGGCUCGGCGACCAGAGAGGUGCUGGCGGCGGUGGAGCGGACCGUGGCCGGCUACGAGCAGGAGGCGACGGGCUUCAGGCGGGAGAUCGACCGCCAGAGGAGGCAGCUGGAGCUGCUGCAGCCGCAGGUCAGGCUGACCAGAGGGGCCAACGAGCCGAUCCCAGAUCUGCAGAGCCAGGAGGAGGAAGGAGGUGAGGAAGAGGAGCAGCAGCCCAGCGGUGAGGCGGCUGAGAGUCACAGUCGACCUGGGAACGUUUCUGAUGAAGGGGCGGAGCCAACGACGACCUUCACGCUGAACCAGGAAGACGUGAAGGACAGACAUUAUGGGAAACCACCAAGGAAGCGACUCAACGCGUCUAAACUCUACAGUCUGAGAGGGACGAUCACGGAGCUGCUGAGGCGGGCGACCCGAGACGUGCUGGCGGCGGUGGACGGGGCCGAGGCGGCGCCGGCGCCGGGCUGCAGGCGGGAGAACGACGGCCAGAGGAGGCAGCCGGAGCUGCAGCCAGAUGGGCCGACCCAGGAAGUGGAGGUCGUCGUGGAGGAAGAGGAGCAGCAGCUCACAGGGAGGACUCACCUGGAAACUGGUUCACACAGAACCAGAACCAGAACCAGAACCUGCAGCCAAUCAGACGAACUGCUGGGUUCGGGUGUGGAGUGUGAGCCGCUGAACGAUGAAGACGAUGGUGGUGAUGAAGAGCCAGUAAACGCCUCCAGGCUGAAACAAGAAGACCUGACGGACCCGGACUACCAGAUCCCUUCAAGGUCGGCUCAGGUCAGAGGUCAUCCUGGAGGCCGGCGGCCCGGCAGACCUCGACUCAGCGUCUCAGCGGACCACCUGGCGCUACGGGUCCGGAUCCUGGAGGAUUCCCGGACCAGAGUCCUGUCCAAGGCCGUGUUUCAGCGCAGCGCGGUUCUGGACCUGCAGUGCCCCCGCGGGCUGUCGGAGCCGGGCUUCCUGGAGCUGCUGCGCUCACGCUGCCCCCUGCUGGCGGCCGGACGGCCCUUCGACGUCUUCAUCGCCGCCAAGAACCGGCGGCUGCAGCCGCUGGCGGCGCGGAGCCUGACGCCGGAGCAGAUCUGCUGCGGCCACCGCUCAGGCGGGAACCCGACGCUCUACAUCCGGCUUAAGGAAAGCGAGGAGCCAUCUUCAGCCGACGCUGCGGCGAUGAAGAGAGAUAAAACUGACCUUCAUUCCUGCCCUGUGGACAGUAGUGAGGAAGCCGACCCAGGCCUUGAUGCUGAAGAUGACACCUGGAGCCCUGACCCUGAACCCCAGACCGCCAAAAGGUCGAGGAAACGGAAGGAGAAAAGGGCGACGCAGUUGACCUUGGAGAGCAAGAGGUCGUGUAAGGUGUGCGGCGCCUGGUACAGGCAGCUGGGCAGUUUGAUCAGCCACGUCUGGAACCACGCAGGCGACCCGCAGGGCGUCUGCGGCGCCUGCGGAGAGAAGUUUGAGUCUGCAGACGAGCUAAAGGAGCAUCUUCGAAACCACCAGAAGGUCCACAGCUGCCGGCACUGCGGCAAGACGUUCGUCUCCGUCCAGAGCCUCAACCUCCACGAGGCCAAGCACACCGGAGAGAGUCGGUUCAAAUGCGGCGUCUGCAGUAAAACCUUCACCAACAUGGCCUCCCUGAACUACCACCAAUGGCUGCAUGUGGAGGACAAGCCACACAAGUGUGACGUCUGCCUCAAGACAUUUGGCUUGGAAUCGCACCUCAUAUCCCACAAAAAGCUGCACACGGUCAAGGAAAAGCACGUCUGCGACGUCUGCAACAGGUCGUUCCGCCUUCGCCGCGCCAUGACCCAGCACCGCCUGACCCACUCCGACGACAAGCAGUACGCCUGCGACGUCUGCGGGAAGCGCUUCAAGCUCGAGGGUUCGCUGAAGGUCCACGCCAAGACGCACACGGAGAGGGACCGGACGUUCCUGUGCCACGUCUGCUGCCGGACGUUCCUGUGGAAGGGAACGCUGAUGGCUCACCUGAAGACCCACAGCAGCGUCCGGCCGUUCGUCUGCGCCGUCUGCACCAAGGGCUUCUGGUUCAAGUGCGACCUGAAGAAGCACAUGAGGAUCCAUUCCGACGAGGCGCCGUACGAGUGCUCCGAGUGCGGCCGGCGCUUCAAGCAGAAGGCCAACCUGGACAGCCACAUCAAGAUCCACCUGGGCAUCAAGAGGUUCGUGUGCCCCGAGUGUGGGAAGGAAUGCUCCCGACGGGAACACCUGAAGGUCCACAUGAGGACCCACAACGGAGACAAACCCUACAAGUGCAGCGUCUGCGACAGGGCCUUCACCCAGAGCCACUGUCUGAAAACACACAUGAAGAGCCACCCGACGGAGGGAAACCUGGACCUGGACCUGGAUCCGGAUCCGACCCAGACUCAAGAGAUGGACGAAAACCCGGCUCUGGACCCGUCUCAGAGCCAUGAGAUGGAAGAAAACCCGGUUCUGGAUCCAUCAGAAACCUGAACUCAGGGACAGACUGAUACCUUAAAUUCAUGAAUUCAUACCAACCAGACUUUUAACAUGUGAUAAUUAACUUGUAAUGACAAAUUAAAAAUAAAACAGUUAAUGACUGGA
This is a messenger RNA of Xiphophorus maculatus (southern platyfish), 2692 nucleotides long. Its product is annotated as zinc finger protein 329-like. Gene Ontology annotation, molecular function: DNA-binding transcription factor activity, RNA polymerase II-specific; RNA polymerase II transcription regulatory region sequence-specific DNA binding. The transcript is spliced from 9 exons. Gene Ontology annotation, cellular component: nucleus. The record is from RefSeq and is a predicted model, not a curated record. Bases 71 to 2581 code for a protein of 836 amino acids. Gene Ontology annotation, biological process: regulation of transcription by RNA polymerase II. Lineage: Eukaryota; Metazoa; Chordata; Actinopteri; Cyprinodontiformes; Poeciliidae.